Messenger RNA from Solenopsis invicta (red fire ant), 2491 nucleotides. RefSeq names its product Bardet-Biedl syndrome 2 protein homolog. The record is from RefSeq and is a predicted model, not a curated record. NCBI's taxonomy places the organism in Eukaryota, Metazoa, Arthropoda, Insecta, Hymenoptera, Formicidae. The coding region runs from base 141 to 2228 and encodes 695 amino acids. The transcript has 11 exons. Gene Ontology annotation, biological process: non-motile cilium assembly. Gene Ontology annotation, cellular component: ciliary basal body; motile cilium; BBSome.
AUAAGUUUUAAUGAUAAUUGUACAGCUGAGACAUCUACAAACAGUACAGUUAGCUGUAAAAUCAAUAUUCCAUCACCGUGCCAAUGGAAAAGGCACAACAUUGGCGGAGCGUACCACGAUAAUGUAAACGUUAGCUCAGGAUGGCAGAAUUCUCCUUAAACAUUCAGAAACAUAUAAAAGCUGGUCUUGUUGUGAGUGGAAAAUUUGAUGGAUCACAUGCAUGUCUCGCGGCCGCUACACCUGGCGGAACUAUUUUGGUACACAGUCCACACAGGCAGCCGCAAGUCGAUUACUCCGAUCACAAGCAGUCGAACAAAAGAUUGUCAUGGAGCGGGGAACUUGCGGAGCUUCAAAUUGGUACCGAGGUGAAGUCAUUGUGUACUGGUCACCUUGGAGAAGACGAAAGGGAUACUCUUUUAAUCGGUACUAUUUCUCAUGUGCUUGCUUAUCAUGUCGAAGACAAUGCUGAUGUUUUUUAUAAGGAGAUGUCGGAUGGUGCAAAUUGCAUGCUUGUUGCAAAACUUGGAUGGAUACCAAACCAGGUUGUAGUAGUAGGUGGUUAUUGCUCAGUGACAGUCUUAGACUCACAUGGAACAGAAAUAUUUUGGAUGGUAAUGGGAGGUAUUGUUACUUCAUUGGCAGUGUUUGAUUUUGAUGGAGAUGGAGAAAAUGAAUUACUGACGGGUACAACAGAUUUUGAAAUUAGAGUGCAAAAGGAAGACACCAUUCUUUGGGAAACUAAGGAAACAGCAGCGAUUACUGUUUUUACUGUUCUUCCGAACAGACAGUUCGCUUAUGCUCUUGAAAACGGAACAAUCGGUGUCUACGAAGUAGGACAGAGACUGUGGCGAGUUAAAUCAAAGCAUAAAGUGGUAUCCGUAGAUACUUUCGAUAUAAAUGGCGAUGGUAUACCGGAGUUGAUCACUGGCUGGAGUAGCGGAAAAGUGGACGCAAGAACGUAUAGUACCGGCGAAGUUAUGUUUAAGAUUCAGCUACCAUCUAGCGUAGCAGGCAUAGUGGAAGCUGAUUAUCGAAGAACGGGUAAACCUGAUCUGGUAGUAGUGUCUACUAAUGGCGAAGUACGUGGAUAUAGCUCUGGCUCUGCCAUGCAGACUCCGGAACCCGGCGAGAUGAUUCGGGAACUGUUAGCCAAAAAGCAGGCACUCCAGAUAGAAUUGCGACAGAGGGCUGCGACGGGCUCCAGCAUGUACUACGGAUCAAGAUUGGCCAUCAGCCUGCUGACACAGAGAGGUGCAGCUCGCAUUGCACUUGCUGCUGGACCAGGGCUUCUGGUGUAUUGCGCCAUAGUCUUUGCUGAGGGUGUUUUUGAGGGCGAGACGCUGGUUACGCAUCCUAGCCGACCGCAAGGGGAGUUAGAGAUUCCUCUUUAUCCCGCCAAGAAUGAUCCCGUAGAUAUUCAUGUUAAAGUGUACGUUGGACCUCCUGGAACCGAUCUGCUGCAGGUCUUCGAAAUAACGCGGCAGUUGCCAAGAUUUUGUAUGUACGAACGCAUACUGAAGCCGCAAGUCCCAGAACAAUUAACGAGCAACGGCGUUGUAGCGGACAUCGCAGAGAGACCGCAGCGGAUCGCCAUUUGGCUGAAUCAGAGUCUCAUCCUAGGGGAGGAAUUAGAGGUCCCGGAGAGCGGCCCAAAUGCCGGAUGCAUUGAAGUAUGGCUUUGUGGAAUGCGAGACAACAAAGCGCACUGCUUCAAAUCGAACGCCAACGGAAAAGUGACAAUCCAGACGGACGAUGCAACGCUCGCUGGUGACAUCAUUCAAUCUCUCGCUAUGUAUCUAGGUAUCAGAGAACUGAACUCGGAAGCUACAUUUCCCGAGGAGGAAAAAAGGAUGUUGGACGCGUUGGAGCGUGUCAAAGGCUUGAAAGAAGUCGAUGCACGGCUACAAGCGGAAGCUGCAGGCGGUGCCUCUCUUCUGAAGAGUAUCGUGAUUCGCCUAGAAGAUGCUAGGAUCCUCGAGAAUAUCGAUGACAUGCGAAAGAGAUUAAUGCAAUUGAAAAAUAUCAAUGGCGACUUGAUUCGAGAGCAUGAGAUUCGGCUGAACAGUCAUCGGGAGCUCGCGGCCAGUCUGAAGGAACUGAACAUCGGAGUGCAGCGUGCGGCGAGACUCAGAGUUGGGAAAGCUGCCUCCAACGCAGUGGCUCGUUGUAGAGCGGCGAUACAAGACGAAAAUCCGAGGGCUCUUGCGCUCGCGAUAAAACACGGCUAGAUCAAAUCUAUUCAUAAACUAGUCGCGCAAUAUAAUUAUCAAUUAUAUUACACAAUUCUCUUUGAGAAAAAUAUCUCAAAUCUGCCGGCAUUAUCUGUGUUAUUGACAACGACGAAAGUUUGAAAUCGUCGUAAAUUCACGUACACAAGUAGUUUUAAUUUCUUACAAAUAUAGAUUUAUUAAAACAGUUAAAAUAUAAUCUUUUUAUACAAUGCUCUCUCUUAAUGUGUAAUAUAAUAAAAUUAUUUAAUAUUUUGAGACUA